Molecule: messenger RNA, 2303 nt
Organism: Bombus huntii
Lineage: Eukaryota; Metazoa; Arthropoda; Insecta; Hymenoptera; Apidae
Gene: exu
Product: maternal protein exuperantia
Exons: 6
Coding region: 510-1727 (405 amino acids)
Biological process (GO): bicoid mRNA localization
Molecular function (GO): RNA binding; protein homodimerization activity
Source: RefSeq, a predicted model, not a curated record
GAAUGUAACGAAUCUAACGUUGAGUUAAUGGAAACUAAAUCGAAAUCGAGGCUAUACAUGAAUCGCAAUCGACCCACGUGUGAUGAGAAUAUCUGUUUUACAUACGUGACACGAUUCGCCGCGAGCUGAUAUGUAAUGCGUGUUGCAUAGACGUCACGGAAUCGCAAAAAUCCAUAUAACAUUCAGUUUCCUUAGUGGUAGAUAUACCUGUCGCGAAACAAGAUAGCAACUGUGUUAGAUCGUCAUUUUUUUUACAUCGUUGUUGAUGGUGGCAUAUCACUCGUUUUGAUAAAUUUCUUGUUCCCGACAUUAAUAUUAAUAAGUUUAUUAAACGUGAGACUGCGUGUGUUUCAUUAUUUCCGAUAAAUAUUUCCGUUGCCUUGUUCUUGGCACAGAACUUCUUUACACAAACGCCUCUGGAUAAGAAAAAUUGCUGCAUGCGAUAGGAGAUUAUUUUUAUUUGAUAAAUAAUUUGUAAGUCUGUCGUAGAAGAUUAUUAAUUUAAGAAGAUGGUAUCGUCAACAAUAAUGGAAAAUGGGAAAUCCAUCCCAUCAAGGAAAUCUACUACAGGUAUUGGCCCAGGCAACUAUCGUUUAGUUGGUUGGGAUAUGGAUACUACAGGCAAAAAAGUUAUAGAUGAAAUAUGUCAAAUAGCUGGGUAUACACCUAGUUCUUCAUAUUCACAAUAUGUAAUGCCAUAUAAAGAUCUUAAUCCUCCGGCUAUAAAAAGGCAUAAUAUGAAGAUAGUAACUAUUGGCAAGUUUCGUGUACUUAAAGAUAGUACAACUAAUAAGGCACUAAAAACUAAAAGUGAAGUGUCUGCAUUAACAGAUUUUCUAACAUGGCUUUCCUCUAUAAGAGGAGACGCAGCGGAUGGUAUCAUAUUAGUUUAUCAUGAACCACGUAAAGUUAUUCCUGCUAUGUUAAUUGAAUCUUUAAAGAAAUAUAAUCUUUUGGAAAAAUUUAAAGAAAUUGUGAAAGGAUUUGCAAAUGGAUUUAAUGUCGCAGAAGUAAAAUGUGCAAACACAGUUCGUGCAUAUACUCUUAGGACAUUAUCUCAAAGUUUAUUUAAUCGAGAAAAUCAGUUAAAUAAUGCAAAAGACAGAGCAUGUUUGGCUUUACAAAUAGUACAACACUUGAGUUCACUAGAAGUUACAAAAGGAAAUGAAACAGAUGGUAGUGGUGAUAGUGAUAGUGCCAUGAAAAAUACUGUUGAAUUCAUUAGAGAAUUUGUUCAGCCAGUAGAAAUGGAAGAACAAGAAUAUGCAGAAUUAAAAAUAGUAUUUGAACGUCAAAAUACUUUAAGACCUAUUUUCGGGGCCCUAUUCCGCGUGAAUCGUCGAGAACGGCAACAUGCUAGUCCUUUACGUCGAUUGCUCGCCGAAGCAGGCAUAGAAUAUUCUCAAUUACAAGAAGCGUGGAAUAAUGGAAAGAAAGAAGGCUUAGAAAAAUUAAUUAAGGAAAAAUUAACUUCAACUGAAGAAAAGAAAAUCGAAGAUUUAUUGAUCGUCCUUGAAGAUCAUUUCGAUCCUAAUAAGAAACCCAAAUUAAGAAUAUCAAGAGAAAAGAAUCAGAUAAAGAUGGAAAAUUCUAUUAUUAAUGAGGAUAAAGAAAAUAAUAACAAAUGUGAUUCAAGUAUCGGAAGUCCGGAUACCACCACUCCUAAUUCGCCGCUUAAAAUUAAAUCCGAAUCUUCUGAAAGUAGUACAAUUAUAGCAGAGGAAUAAGAACUAAACAGUUCACUUCUUUUCUUCAGUGCCUUUUAACUAAUUAUAAGAUCAAUAUUGUUAUCAGUAACUGAGUUUAUAACCAUUCCGUUCAUUCUUAUCAUAACGUUAUUCUAGUGUGAUAAAGUAUGAGUGUUAUUUGUUGCAGUAUUGUAUUUAAGUUUUUAUUUUCGUUAUAACAGAGUAUAUAUUGUAUCCUUGAAGGAUAUGUAACUCGACUUAUUGCUAGUUAACAAAAACAUGUACAAAUAACACAUUAAUUAUUUUUUUAGUUUAUGAUAAAGGAAUAUUUAAUGUUCGUUUUUUUAACGGUUAAUUUUAUGCUCAUUGAUUUUUAUUUAAUCGGAUUAACGUUUAACGUUGUAACAAGUGAUUGUUUAGAGACUGUCGAUAUAGAAAUAUAUUCGGACGCUAAAGAUUUUUUGUUUUUCAUCAUUCUGAGAUUACCAUAAAAUAUUCUUUUUUUUACUUAAUGUUAGUAAGAUUUACGUAUAGAGUACAGAUAGUAAUAUUUGAAGAAAGAUAUAAUAUAUUUUUGUACGCCAAAGGUUUAAUAAAAUGAAUCAUGCACCAUGA